This is a messenger RNA of Dromaius novaehollandiae (emu), 4152 nucleotides long. It is a transcript of the gene FZD7, whose product is annotated as frizzled class receptor 7. The transcript has a single exon. Gene Ontology annotation, biological process: canonical Wnt signaling pathway; non-canonical Wnt signaling pathway. The record is from RefSeq and is a predicted model, not a curated record. Gene Ontology annotation, molecular function: Wnt-protein binding; Wnt receptor activity. Gene Ontology annotation, cellular component: plasma membrane. NCBI's taxonomy places the organism in Eukaryota, Metazoa, Chordata, Aves, Casuariiformes, Dromaiidae. The coding region runs from base 498 to 2210 and encodes 570 amino acids.
CACGUAUAUGUGCCUCUGCGGGCGCCGCGCGGGCGGGACGGCCGGACGGCGGCGCGGGCGGUGUCGGAGCGACGCUGCCGCGGGCGCGGAGCGGAGCGCCGCCGCCACCACCACCACCCCCCCCCCCCCCCCCCCCGGAGCGGGGCCCGUCGGGAGCGGAGCUGCGGGGCGGAUCGCAUCGCAUCGCGCAGUAAUUGGAUUUUAAAAGUUCCUUAAGCCCCCGAGUAAAGCACACGGAUCAGCCGGCGCGGUCCCAAUCCGUUUAGCCGUAACGCAGAUCCCGGCGCCGAGCGGAGCCGGCGCGUCGCCGCCACCGCCACCGCCGCCGCGGGACCCCGCGCGGAGCUGCCGAGCGACUCCGGCAGGUUGGUGCCUCGCGGGUUUCGCCUCCGGAAAGUCCCCGCGGGGGCGGCCGGGCGGCGGAGCGCCGCGGCGGCGGCGGGCCCCGGCGGCGCCGCCCAUGCCCCGCGGGCUCUGAGCCCCCCGGCGCGGCGGCGAUGCGCGGCGGCGGCGCGGCGGCGGGCGGCGGCGGCCGCUGGCUGGGCCUGGCGGCGCUGCUGGGCGCGCUGCUGGGGCCCCCCGCGGGCGCGGCGGCGCAGCAGUACCACGGCGAGAAGGGCAUCUCGGUGCCGGACCACGGCUUCUGCCAGCCCAUCUCCAUCCCGCUGUGCACGGAUAUCGCCUACAACCAGACCAUCCUGCCCAACCUGCUGGGCCACACCAACCAGGAGGACGCGGGGCUGGAGGUGCACCAGUUCUACCCGCUGGUGAAGGUGCAGUGCUCGGCCGAGCUCAAGUUCUUCCUGUGCUCCAUGUACGCGCCGGUGUGCACGGUGCUGGAGCAGGCCAUCCCGCCGUGCCGCUCCCUGUGCGAGCGGGCCCGCCAGGGCUGCGAGGCCCUCAUGAACAAGUUCGGCUUCCAGUGGCCCGAGCGGCUGCGCUGCGAGAACUUUCCUGUCCACGGCGCGGGCGAGAUCUGCGUGGGGCAGAACACGUCGGACGCGCCGCCGGGGCCUGCUGGCGGGGCGGGCAGGGGUGCCACGGCCCACCCCACGGCAGGCUACCUCCCGGACUUCCUCACCCCACCGCAGCCCCCCGGCGGCUUCUCCUUCUCCUGCCCCCGGCAGCUCAAGGUGCCCCCCUACUUGGGCUACCGCUUCCUGGGGGAACGGGACUGCGGGGCCCCCUGCGAGCCAGCCCGGCCCAACGGGCUGAUGUACUUCAAGGAGGCGGAGGUGCGGUUUGCCCGGCUGUGGGUCGGCGUGUGGUCUGUGCUCUGCUGCGCCUCCACCCUCUUCACCGUGCUCACCUACUUGGUGGACAUGCGUCGCUUCAGCUACCCGGAGCGGCCCAUCAUCUUCCUCUCGGGCUGCUACUUCAUGGUGGCGGUGGCCUAUGCAGCGGGCUUCUUGCUGGAGGAGCGGGUGGUGUGCCUAGAACGCUUCUCUGAGGACGGCUACCGCACUGUGGCCCAGGGCACGAAGAAAGAAGGUUGCACCAUCCUCUUCAUGAUCCUCUACUUCUUUGGCAUGGCCAGCUCCAUCUGGUGGGUCAUCCUGUCCCUCACUUGGUUCCUGGCUGCUGGUAUGAAGUGGGGCCAUGAAGCCAUCGAGGCCAACUCCCAGUACUUUCACCUGGCUGCUUGGGCUGUGCCUGCUGUCAAAACCAUCACUAUCUUGGCCAUGGGGCAGGUGGACGGGGAUGUGCUCAGCGGGGUGUGUUAUGUAGGCAUCUACAGCGUGGACUCCCUGCGAGGCUUUGUGCUGGCACCCUUGUUUGUGUACCUGUUCAUUGGCACUUCGUUCUUGCUUGCUGGCUUUGUGUCCUUGUUCCGCAUCCGAACCAUCAUGAAGCACGAUGGCACCAAGACAGAGAAACUGGAGAAGCUGAUGGUGCGCAUUGGUGUCUUCAGCGUCCUCUACACAGUGCCCGCCACCAUUGUCCUGGCAUGUUACUUCUACGAGCAGGCCUUCCGUGGCACCUGGGAGAAGACGUGGCUCCUCCAGACCUGCAAAUCCUAUGCUGUGCCCUGUCCCAGCCACUUUGCCCCUAUGAGCCCUGACUUCACUGUCUUCAUGAUCAAGUACCUCAUGACCAUGAUUGUUGGUAUCACAACUGGCUUCUGGAUCUGGUCUGGCAAAACCCUUCAGUCCUGGCGACGCUUCUACCACAGACUCAGCACCGGCAGCAAGGGAGAGACAGCAGUAUGAGACCCUCCUGUCCCCUCUGGUGUGCACACACACACACACACACACACACACACACACACACACGGGAUACCCAGCAGAAGGGAGGUGAUGGCUCCCCAAAGGAGGAGGAAGGGGAGGCUUUCCAAAACUUUUGCUUCUUCCCGGGGGGGAAAAAGAAUCUUUGCAUGAAGGACCAGAUGCCCCGUGUCCAAGGGUGCUUAUGCCCAGCUAAUUGGAAGAGCACAGAAAAGGGUCCUCAGGCCACUGGUGGGGUGGGAGAGUAGAAGUUCCCAUACCUCUUCCCUGGGCGGAGGGGGGGAAAAACUCAGCUAAAAACGUCCUGCCUUGCUUUGGAUGAGAUGGGAGAGAGGGAAAGCCACAUCCAUUGAGCUGCCCCUGCCAAGAAGUAGCCAAACUAUCUCUGAAUUCCUGGGGUCAAAUUGCAGCUCACGCAGGGCAACUUCUGAGCCCCAGGUUACCGGCUGCUCAUUGAACCACAGUGGAGCAAUCACGUGAGUACUGUACAACAAGCUGCCAGUCCAGAUCGUGUGCUGUUGAGAUGCCUCUAUUCUGUCAGCUUAGAAGUUGCUUUUUUUUUCCUCCUCAGUGAUACCUGUUUUAAUUACUUUAAAGUGAAAAUUCUGCCUUGAGUGUGGUGUUCUUGCUGCUGUGGGGAAGGAGGCGGUUGCUAUUCCACCCCCUGAAAAGAGAUGACUUGUUGCUUUUCAGCAGAAGGCUUUUCCCCCUUGCCUUUGUUAUAGGAGACAAAGCGGGAAACAAAAGUGUUUUCUAUGUAGAAAGGCAUAAGCAUGGGAUCGGUUUUUAUGGGCAAACUAACAAAAAGAAGUCGUUGAGGUUCACCCCUGGAUGUGAGGAGCUCGCAGAAAUAAACAUUCCUUUUAUGAAAGAGGAGGAGGCAGGAUGUUUUCUCCGUACUGUUCAGUAUGGGUUGCUUUCCUGAGCUGAAGGAAAUGCGAGGCUUAAAGAGAGGGAAAGCAGAGCAUAACUGAGAACACUUGCCAAAACAAGAUCCAUUAAAAUAUGUAGGAUAAAGAUGCUGCUUUUUUCUCCCCCCGCCUCGUUCCAGUAAACCUGCUUUCUCCCCCGCUUUGCAGCGAGGCUGCUGCAGAUAAAGGCACUGUGCAGCCAGGUGCUGGGGACAGGGCGAAUACUUUCUGCUCACGAUGGACCAGUUUGCCAGCUCCUCCGAAUCCCCGCACCGCGUUACAAUGACUCGUGGUGCAGGAGGGGCUGGGGACAGUUGGGUUUGGGUUUUAAAAGAAAGCAGCUACUAUGACAAACCUUCUUCAAUUUUUAGCUAAAAGUACAGCUGUUUGUUUCCACCGAUCACCUCUUGGAAGGAAAGACAUUCAAAAAUUAAUCAUCAGAUGCAGCUUUUUUUGGAAAUGUGACAAAUUUUUCUAUUCUUAAAUUUUUAUGUUGACUCUUUAAUAUUUUAUUUUUAAAUACUACUCUACCUUUAUAUUCACUGAAGGGUUUGUUUUUAUAAAUAUAUAUAUGUGUGUGUGUUUAUAUAUUCUUGCCUACGGACAAAAUAGGAAAUUGUGGAUUUUUAGCAAGUCUCCACCCUAUAGCUGCUCUUCAUUUUGGGGGGGUGAAAGUGUCUGGAAUUAAACUUAAAAGGAAAAAAAAAUGUUCAGGGUGAGGGGGCAGACUGCUGCUGUCUGAAGACAUACCAGUAGUCUGGGCAUGAGGAACAGCCCAUCAGCCAAAUCCUCCAGCAUAUCUGAUCUCAGCCUUGUAGGGCUUGGGUUUUUGUCUUUUAUAAUGUGCACGUGGGGGGGAAAAAAACUGUAAGACAAGUGCAGUAUGUAUAUUUUGUAAAUCUCAUUUUUUGUAAGAAAAUAUGUAUUUAUGUUUUUACUUGAUUUUUUUGGAAGGUCUGUAUGAGGCCCUGCUUCAUCCCAUGUACAGAUCACUAAAUAAAUAAUUUUUAAUACAA